This is a messenger RNA of Daphnia magna, 1518 nucleotides long. RefSeq lists its product as uncharacterized. The record is from RefSeq and is a predicted model, not a curated record. The transcript is spliced from 6 exons. The coding region runs from base 155 to 1474 and encodes 439 amino acids. NCBI's taxonomy places the organism in Eukaryota, Metazoa, Arthropoda, Branchiopoda, Diplostraca, Daphniidae.
ACGCUGUAUUUUUUUAAAAGUUAGGGUAACCAAAUUUUUCAGUAGUAAAUUUUCUUUGUGAAGCUUGGUAAUCUUUUUCUCCUCGUGCAAAAGGAUAGGUAGCCAUAAGUUAAUACUAGCACACUAGUACCGUAAAGACCCUUUUUUAUCAAAAAUGGUCUUUUUUGUUGUAAAAAUUGUGGAAGAUGACGAAAUAGUUGUAGUGCCAGUGCAUUGGUUCAUGUUUAGCGAAAAUAAAUGUGCUUUGCCGAUUAAAGACGCUGCACAACGUGCCGAGAGGGAGGAAGUCUUCAACCUGAGAUGGCCACGCUAUGACGCCAAAGUAAUUUCUUCGCAUGAUUCCUACAAAGAUGCGGUUAGCCGCUCAGAAUCAAUACUAAAUGGUAGCGCUGAUACGGAGGUCUCCGAUUCCGUCAAAACAUUUCAGGCACAGGAAAAGUCAAAAACUAGACCGAGAAGAGCUACUGUUAAGAAGGCAAUCGUGGAAGAUCCGUUAUACACCGGAAGCGACGAGGAUCGGCUCAAUCAUAUUUCUGCCAAGGAUGGUGUUGAGGAUUUAGCUGCACUGUGGAGUACCCCAUCGCCUUCAACUUCAAAGCGUGCUGUUCAGCCAGUGUCGUUCACAAAUCCUGUCUCCUCAACGAAAAAUCGUGUGGAUCCUGCCGAAGUGAAUAGGGGCAAUUCACCGCAGUCUGAUGAUGAGUCAAUAAUAAGGAGCAAUGCAGUUCUGCCGGAGCCCCGGACAGAAGAGGUUUCGCUGGAUGCAAGCAGCAGCGGAAAGAGAAAAGAAAGAGGAGAAAAAAAUGACAGUACCGACAUUGAGGAAGACAGCUUCGAAGAAAAAGAAGACUCCUGCAUUGAACCAAGCUCAAAAACCCGGAAAAUUAUCGACGACAAUACUUUUAAAACGAAAGUGCUGACAAAAUUGUCCAAUUUAUUUGCUUUAACAAAAGGUAUGGGCCGAGAUAUCCAAGACAUUAAAUCUGAUAACCGGGAUAUGCGAAGUCAAUUAAAAAAGAACUUUCAAGCUAAAGUAGAUGUUUCAGACAAGUCACACCCUGUCUUCACACUCAGCCAAAAAUACUCCUUUCCACUGAAGAAUUUGGAGGAUUUCAAAAAGUUUGAUGAUUCGCUUGUGGAUAGUGUUGUUAGUACAGAUCAGAUCCGCGUUAUCCGAUCAUUGGGAGGCAAUGAUCUAGGUGCAGUUUUAAGAACGGCGUGGCGUUACUUCAUGACUGACGAACUACUAAGUCAGUUAUCAUGGAAAGGGCAGCAUAAAUCGACUAGCAAAAAACCGAAGGACAUGCCAGGAUUGGAAAGCUACCGACUCCCUUCGGUUAUUUACAAUGCUAUUAAAGAAGAAGGAGGACUUUAUUCCAACGUAUCUUUGACAGAGCUCAACAAACUCAGCGCGGAAUUUGUAACGAAGGCUGGUACCCGCUUGGCGGCUAAGAAGAAAAAAGUUGUUGAUUAAGAUUUCUUAAUUGUUGUAACCGCUCUGACAAAAAUAAUACAUGA